Messenger RNA from Macadamia integrifolia, 856 nucleotides. RefSeq names its product 40S ribosomal protein S19-like. Lineage: Eukaryota; Viridiplantae; Streptophyta; Magnoliopsida; Proteales; Proteaceae. Bases 202 to 636 code for a protein of 144 amino acids. The transcript is spliced from 5 exons. Gene Ontology annotation, molecular function: RNA binding; structural constituent of ribosome. The record is from RefSeq and is a predicted model, not a curated record. Gene Ontology annotation, biological process: translation; ribosomal small subunit assembly. Gene Ontology annotation, cellular component: cytosolic small ribosomal subunit; ribosome.
GGAAGCGCGGGACCCGUUUCAAAACCCUAGUCUUAUAUUUCAUACGGUGUUCAUAUAGAACUGAAAAAGCCUGGAAGAGGUGGUGAAGCCGAAAGAACAGAAGCAGGCGCUGCUGAAUCUGAUUCUUCGACAAAGGUUGCAUUACUUAUUCCACUCCAGACGUCCUUGUAGUCCAGAGCCAGUUUGUGCGCUGGGGCAACAAUGGAGACUGCCAGAACAGUGAAAGAUGUAUCGCCUCAUGAAUUUGUUAAAGCGUAUUCUGCUCAUCUGAAACGAUCAGGAAAGAUUGAGCUUCCUCACUGGACUGACAUUGUGAAGACCGCUACUUUCAAGGAGCUUGCUCCUUAUGACCCCGACUGGUACUUUGUCAGAGCUGCAUCCAUGGCAAGGAAGAUUUACUUGAGGCAGGGCAUUGGUGUAGGUGGCUUUCGGAAGAUCUAUGGUGGCCGCAAGAGGAAUGGUAGCCGUCCACCCCAUUUCUCCAAGAGCAGUGGCUCUAUUCCUCGUCAUAUCCUUCAGCAAUUGGAAAAGAUGAAUAUCAUCGAGAUUGACCCAAAGGGUGGGAGGAGGAUCACAUCCAGUGGCCGACGUGACCUUGAUCAAGUUGCUGGAAGGAUCAUUGUUGUAGCACCCUGAGUGUUUUUGAGGUUGUCUUUUGAUGUGUUAUCAUUUAGAUGCAACUGGGGAGAGUAUUUUUAAGCCAAUUUAGUCUCCACAAUUUUCUAAUGAGUACUAAUUUUUUUACUUCUAAUUUCAUAUUGUUGCUUUUUGGUUAUUUGGUAACUAUUAUUGUGUUCUUCUGCUCUGGUUUGUGGAAUUUGCAAUUGAUAAUGGAGGUUUGCCCUAUUUGCUACCA